AUGCCGCAGAGAUAUCUCACCGUCGGCGACGUGAAAUUAAAACACAGGCGGACGGAGGGGUGCUGUCGGCGGCACAGCAAAACAGUCCUCGCAGGAUUCGAUGCGAGUGGUGUGCCUGUUACUCUGGAUGUUGGUGCCUGUCGCAAGUCUUGCAAUCCGCGGAUGGCUAACAUCGUCAGAGACAAGCGUUCAUCCUGUUCCCAAUCAAGUCCCUGCGAGCCAUCACGAGUUAGCCAAGAGGAAUUCCAUCUCGUAGGCGGACCAGUGAAAUUCGAGGCCAUCGAUGAGUGCAAGUGUCGAAGGAAGUCGGGGUCAUGCGAACGCAUCUCGAAGGUCACUGUUUUCAGGCCGGGAACGCCGUAUGAGACUGAGGUUGACGUGGGGGACUGCAGCGGGCAGUGCCGAAAUGGCAAUGGAUGUAAGCCGCAAAGAAACCGCACAGUGACGGUGCCUGGUCCAAAUGGUGCAGAAUGCAUUGAAGUUAUUGAAGAAUGUGCUUGUGCUUCCGAGUGUUACCGUAUGUCAAAGACAGAAGUGUAUCUCGAGACUGACCGGGACGGUAGAGAGACCACGAGGCGUAUCGAUGUCGGGCUUUGCACGGGAGACUGCGCAGAAGCGGAGACGUACCAGUGUGUCUUCAGGUCCAAGCCCAUAUCGGGAAGAGGGUCUCCUUGUCUGAUGUCCCUGAAGAAACGGGCCACGUCAUGUUUGCCGCUGACUUAUACGACGCACGAGUUCGAGGGCGAUGGGAAGAGAGGGAACAAGACGGUGUUGGCAAUCCGGACGUGCGGAUGUGCAUGAAUCAAAACGAACAUUGGACACUCCUGUAAUUAGGGAACUAUUCUCGAAAUGAGGUUCAAGAGGCUUUUAUUUGGUGUAGAGAGAUUCGUGAAACUCUGGGGUCGAAACUUUAUGCAUACUUCUGUUUCAUCGAGUUGUACUUGGGGUUGAUACUGUAUGCAGACACAAAUACUUCUGCUGGAGGCUUCAUCCUUGUAACGGGAGUUGUAUUUGGGUUGAUGUUGUAUGUACAUACAUGUAUAGUUAUGUUGAAGGUUUCGUCCUUGUAAUACGAGAUAUAUUUGGGGUUGAUAUUAUGGCGCAUACAUCUCUGUUGGCUCCUGCCUAUCAGUUUCCCUUGAAAGUGAAUACGGACAAGAAGUGCUUUGAAAGACUAUUAAGUGAGAAAAUAGAAAGACAAUAGCGAGUUGUGACUUGUAAAUAGGACCUUCUGAAUGAAGUCAACCUAAUAUACUGAUAAACUGAUAUCUUCAUUACUCUCAUGCUCGUACUGAUUAAUUUCAAUGAUGUAGUUGGUCUAGA
Lineus longissimus is the source of this 1323-nucleotide messenger RNA. RefSeq lists its product as uncharacterized. Lineage: Eukaryota; Metazoa; Nemertea; Pilidiophora; Heteronemertea; Lineidae. The record is from RefSeq and is a predicted model, not a curated record. The transcript has 6 exons. The coding region runs from base 1 to 801 and encodes 266 amino acids.